Messenger RNA from Alternaria alternata, 2667 nucleotides. RefSeq lists its product as hypothetical. The record is from RefSeq and is a predicted model, not a curated record. The coding region runs from base 1 to 2667 and encodes 888 amino acids. Gene Ontology annotation, cellular component: Sin3-type complex. The transcript has a single exon. NCBI's taxonomy places the organism in Eukaryota, Fungi, Ascomycota, Dothideomycetes, Pleosporales, Pleosporaceae.
AUGUCCCCGUCGCGGACACACUCGGAGAGGGAGCUACGGCACCAGAUGCCGCCCCUGCAGACGACGUCAACCCAUCGCAAGACCACGGCGCAAUCUCGUCCACAGCCAGCUUCCAAAGCUCCCACCUCCGAUAUGAUACCAGACGAGGCGAGAAUAAAGUCCCCCACGUCGCCCGCCGGCCAUCAGCGCUUCGUCCUGACCGACGUGGUAGCUGCGCGAUACAUCGAGGAGGACCCGACCACCUCAUGCCAUGUCCUCGCCCGUCGUCAGGAGAUUCAAGGCUACGAGAUAUACCUAGUCGAGCAGUGGGCAUGCUCCCGCACCCACCCCACCUUCCUCAUUACAACCUAUACCGGGAACCCGGAAGAUACUGUGCUGGCCACAAUCAUAAGCGUACCCAAGAAUGAGGAGGAAUGGUCACCGCAGAUGCGUCUGUAUUUCCGCUCGCUGACCGAGUACCAUGCGCGGAGAAAGGACACGCCCUAUGGCGCUCUGAUGGUGACAAACCUCAGUGGCUUUCCCUCUUCCCUCACUGUGAUUCCGAUCCCUGGCGGCGAUUUGAAAAAGUACCGCGAGCCCUUCUUUGUCAACGAAAACUUGAAGAGAUUGGGCUGUUCAGGUCGUCUGGGCAUAAAGCUCACGCCACCAAGCAGUGCCACGCAGGCCAAGUUCCAACAACUGUACCGAACGAGCGAGAAAAUCCCCUUCAACGCAUCUGUAAUUGAGCUUGUGAAGCUCUGUCAAGUUGCACUUGUCUUGUUUGGGAAACUAGAGCCCGAAUAUGCAGACGGCCUGCUGUGCGAUGUGACAGAGAAAGCUAUUAAUGAUUGGUGGAUAGACUUCGGAUCGGAAUACUACACAGUAGAGCCUCAUGAUGGCAUUCUCGGUCCUACCACAGUCGCUGCAUUGCUAGGCAUGCUAAUGGGUGCACGAAAUAGAUUGAGUGCAUGCAGCGCCGCCGUCGCAAAGGAUGUCUUUGACAUAGAAGCCACCAAGCGUGGUAUCGCACAUUUUCAGAAGUCGCAACAUCUACCCAGAACCCGACGUCUCGAUCGACACACGCUUGACAAAUUGCGAAGAGCUUCUGCAAAGGCAGCCAGUAAAGAGGGCUGGGCCGUUCCUCGAGCUUUCAAAUCUACAGUGGCUGAGCUAGGAGGCAAGGGAGGUGAGAUGGUCAUGGGCAUUGUUGGGGCUGGACAGAAGGACGGCAUCGCUGAAGUAGAGACGGUUGACAUCGACCAAUUUGUGGAGCUUGUGAGAGGUGAGCAUGCAAAGUGGUUAUGGCAUGGAAAGCCUAGGAAGACAGUAUCGGGAGACAGCAUGUUCGAUCGACUUCCUGGUGGAGAAGGACGCUCAACAUCGCCAGACAAACACGAUCCCACAACGAAACUGGUCCAUAGGGAAACAACGCUCGAUCAUCAACAUAUUGCGAAGCGCGACACAGGGUCUUCGGAGAUGAAGAAAGUAGACACCUCUACCCCGGAUGGCCAGGAAAAAGAGAGCUUCAAGGAUCCAUCUUCAAAGCGGGCCGUCAUCAAAGCAAAGCUGGAAUCGGGUAGUGGCUUCCAUCACAUAAAGAAUGCUGUCAGUCUGCGUACUCAUGCGAGCAAAGUAUCGCGAGAAGAACAUGGACGACAUGGGUUACAUCGAACCAAGAGCGGAACAGCACAAUACACAGACUCACGAACCUCGAUGGAUUACUAUGAAAGCCAGUCCGACGACCCCUAUUCCCUUACGUCACCCCAGAGCACUGCCGGCGAAGAGCCAGCCUUUACUAAACAGCUCACCGAAACUCCGGGUGAUUCUGUCGUCUCUUUGAGCGACAACAAGCUAGUCGGUGGCCGCCAUGCAUCAAACUUGCGGAGUUCUAUAGUCGAAAGCGAAGUCUCAGAUCAGCCCGAUGAACUACCGACCGUAGCAAGCUCUCUUGCAGGGUCUGUAUAUCACGGAGUUGAUCUCAACGAAAACCUCCCCGUUGAUCAAGCAAAUGAAAUCCCGCCUCUCCUACGCCGUACCCAGUCCGGCGACCAAUUUGGUUUCCGCCAGCCAUCCCGCAACGACGACUGGUGGCCCCGUCAUCUAUCCUUUAGCACCGCCGAAGAAAGCGUCCUCCGUUGGACAACCAUCAACGCCCAAGACAGCGACGAAGAAGCUGUAACAGAGGACGACAAAGCUGCCACCAUGGAUACUAUUACCACCCGCAAUGCGAUCCAAAACCUUCAUUCGACACAGCUCAAACGCCUACACAGCCAGCUUCACAGUCUCUCUUCCAAAGACCAAGCUUGGGUUCAAAAUGCAGUCUCGUCUAUCCUUGCCCUCUCAGACUCCGCAGACACAGAUAUUCAAACCCUUGAAUCCAUCUACUAUCCUCGUCUCGAUACAUACCACAGUCUUCGCGAAGACACACACGCUACUGUGACGAAUAAUCGCGGGCAGCUUACGGCGAGUCUCAGAGAAUUGGGUAAUGUUGGCGAUAAGCUAGAAUACGAGAUUAGUGCGCUAAGAGGCAAGGUCGAGGACAUUGAGGAUGUAGUGGGUGAGUUUGAGAGACAAGUUGAGUUUGUUGAAGGGAGGGUCGACGAUCUGGAUAGAGUUUUGGGCGAAAGGGAGGGCUGGUGGCGGUGGGGUGUCAGGGUGCUGACGGGUGUUGGCACAGCGCCUGGGUAA